Sporothrix brasiliensis 5110 is the source of this 717-nucleotide messenger RNA. RefSeq lists its product as uncharacterized. The record is from RefSeq and is a predicted model, not a curated record. The transcript has 2 exons. The coding region runs from base 1 to 717 and encodes 238 amino acids. NCBI's taxonomy places the organism in Eukaryota, Fungi, Ascomycota, Sordariomycetes, Ophiostomatales, Ophiostomataceae. Gene Ontology annotation, molecular function: S-adenosylmethionine-dependent methyltransferase activity.
AUGGACGAUCCACACAACGACGAGGUCUUGAGUCAUGCCGAGUUCUGGGACGGACGGUAUUCCGUGGCGGUGAAGGAAGGUGCUGAGGCGAAGACUGAGAGUACAAAAACAGCGCCAACCGACGAGCCAACACACGAGUGGUUCCGCUCCUACAGCGACCUCGAGCCGUUUUUGGCCAACGUGCUGUUUGGCCGGCCAAGAUGUCGACCGGCCGACAAUCCCAGUGUCCUGCACCUCGGGUGUGGUGAUAGUGUCAUCCCUGCUGAACUCGAGACGCGCGGCUACCGCAACCAGCUCUGCGUCGACUUCUCGUCGACGGUGAUCCAGCUGAUGACGGCGCGGUACGCGGGCCGGUCCAUGCGGUGGCAGCAGAUGGAUGUGCGCCACAUGACCGACGUGCCCUCGGCGUCCGUCCACGUCUGCUUCGACAAGGGCACGCUCGAUGCCAUGAUCCACGGCAGCCCGUGGAGCCCGCCGGACGAUGUGCUGGACAACACGGGCCGCUACUUGCGGGAGGUGUACCGCGUGCUGGCAGACGAGGGCGUGUUUGUGUACGUGACGUUCCGGCAGCCGCACUUUAUCCGGCCCCUCUUUGACAAGAGUCUGCAGGGCGACGACGGCAAAGCGUGGAGCAUGGAGCUAGAGAUUCUAGGCGGCACAGAAGGGACGUUCAACUAUUAUGGCUGGGUCAUAAUGAAAGGGAAGUCGAGUCAAUAA